Gossypium raimondii (Peruvian cotton) is the source of this 4199-nucleotide messenger RNA. Its product is annotated as kinesin-like protein KIN-4C. The record is from RefSeq and is a predicted model, not a curated record. The coding region runs from base 145 to 3942 and encodes 1265 amino acids. Gene Ontology annotation, molecular function: microtubule motor activity; ATP binding; microtubule binding. Gene Ontology annotation, biological process: mitotic spindle organization; microtubule-based movement. The transcript is spliced from 28 exons. Lineage: Eukaryota; Viridiplantae; Streptophyta; Magnoliopsida; Malvales; Malvaceae.
UUGGCCUCGAUCGUUCAAAUCCCCUGCCCCCUUUUUUGUCCCUUCCAAAUUCAAAUUUCAACGUCUCAGUAAUCAAACCAAAAAAAAAAAAAAAGGGGAAAUAUCUCAAAUCUCCUUCAGAUUUGGAUCGCAUUACAUUAAGAGAUGGAUAACUCGGAAUCCGUGAGAGUCGCCGUUAAUAUUCGGCCGUUGAUUACCACAGAGCUUCUCAAUGGAUGUACGGAUUGCAUCACUGUCGUUCCCGGCGAACCUCAGGUUCACAUUGGAUCACAUGCUUUUACCUAUGAUUAUGUUUAUGGUGGAGCGGGAUCGCCUUCUUCAGCAAUUUUUGAUGAUUGCGUUGCUCCAUUGGUUGAUGCACUUUUUCAUGGUUAUAAUGCUACUGUACUUGCAUAUGGUCAGACGGGUUCUGGUAAAACUUAUACUAUGGGAACCAACUACACUGGAGAAGGAAGUAAUGGUGGGAUUAUACCCAAAGUAAUGGAAACUAUGUUUAAAAGAGUCGAGGCAACCAAGCACUCCACGGAAAUUUUGAUUAGAGUAUCAUUUAUUGAGAUAUUUAAAGAAGAAGUGUUCGAUUUACUUGACUCAAAUUCAGCUACUUUGUCUAAAGCUGAAGGGGCGCCUUUUUCCAAGCCUACAGCUCCUGGAAGACUUCCGAUACAAAUUAGAGAAACAGUGAACGGAGGAAUAACACUUGCUGGAGUGACUGAGGCAGAAGUUCGGACAAAAGAAGAGAUGGCAUCAUACUUGUCACGAGGUUCUUUAUCUCGUGCAACAGGAAGUACCAACAUGAAUAGUCAGUCAAGUCGCUCACAUGCCAUCUUUACAAUAACCCUGGAGCAAAAAAAGAUUGCUAGUUGCCCAAAUGGGGUAAAUGAUGAUAUUAGUGAUGACAUCUUAUGUGCAAAGCUUCAUUUAGUGGACCUUGCUGGCUCAGAACGUGCAAAAAGAACAGGCGCUGAUGGCAUGCGCUUUAAAGAAGGCAUUCAUAUCAAUAAAGGUUUACUAGCUCUAGGGAAUGUCAUUAGUGCCUUGGGUGAUGAGAAGAAGAGGAAAGAAGGGGGACAUGUCCCGUAUCGUGAUAGCAAGCUGACACGCUUGUUGCAGGAUUCACUUGGUGGAAAUAGCAAAACGGUGAUGAUUGCUUGUGUUAGUCCGGCUGAUACCAAUGCUGAAGAAACCCUAAAUACUUUGAAGUAUGCCAAUCGUGCUCGAAACAUUCAGAAUAAGGCAGUUAUAAACCGUGAUCCAAUGGCAGCUCAGUUGCAAAGAAUGCGGAGCCAAAUUGAGCAAUUGCAAGCUGAGCUUUUGUUUUAUCGUGGUGAUGGCCAAGCACCAUUUGAUGAACUUCAGAUUCUCAAGCACAAGGUAUCUUUACUUGAAGCUAGCAAUUCAGAGCUACAACGAGAGCUUCAAGAACGUAGGCUCACUAGUGAACAAUUAGCCCAGCGUGCACUUGAUGCUCAGGUUGAGAAAGACAAACUAAUAAUGCAAAUUGAAUCUGUUCGUAAUGGUAAAUCAUGGGAGGAAGUUGACUCUAAUCAGAAUCAGGAUCUUAAUUUAAUGAAAACUUAUGUGUUGAAAAUUCAAGAGUUAGAAGGAGAAUUGAUACGCUUGAAAAGCGUAAAUAGCUCAAAGCGUAGCCGGUUUUCUGACUGUGUCGAUUCCGAUGAUGAUGGAACCUCAAAAAAUUCAUUAUUUUCUUCUGAAAAUGGUUAUUUAUCUUCAGAUGAGAUUGAGGAUAAUCAAGCGGAACUUGAACAUACAUCCCUCCAAGAAAAAUUGGACAAAGAACUUAAGGAGUUGGACAAAAGACUUGAACAGAAAGAGGCUGAAAUGAAGCGUUUUGCAAAUUCUGACACCUCAGUUCUUAAACAACAUUAUGAGAAGAAAGUUAAUGAGUUGGAACAAGAGAAAAGGGCUUUGCAGAGAGAAAUUGAGGACCUCAGACACAAUCUUGCCGAUAUUUCUUCUACUUCUGAUGAUGGUGCUCAAAAGUUAAAGGAAGAAUACCUUCAGAAGUUGACUGCCCUUGAGGCACAGGUUGCCGAGUUGAAGAGGAAGCAAGAUGCACAAGCUCAACUUUUAAGACAGAAACAAAAAAGUGAUGAAGCAGCAAGGAGACUUCAGGAUGAGAUUCACAGAAUCAAAUCUCAGAAGGUUCAAUUACAACAUAAGAUCAAGCAAGAAUCUGAGCAGUUCAGGUUAUGGAAGCAAUCACGAGAGAAAGAGGUUCUUCAGCUUAAGAAAGAGGGAAGGAGAAAUGAGUAUGAGAUGCACAAGCUCUUAGCUUUGAACCAGAGGCAAAAGAUGGUUUUGCAAAGAAAGAGUGAAGAAGCUGCUAUGGCUACAAAAAGGCUAAAGGAGCUUCUAGAAUCUCGAAAGACUUCCUCACGUGAAGCUUCCAGUGCUGGAAAUGGCAAUGGUCCUGGAAUUCAGGCAAUAAUGCAGACAAUUGAGCAUGAACUUGAGGUGACAGUGCGUGUACAUGAAGUACGUUCCGAGUAUGAAAGACAAAUGGAAGAGAGGGGGAAGAUGGCCAAGGAGGUUGCAAGACUGAAGGAAGAAACUGAGAUACUUAGGCGUGGUGAUUUAAGAGAUCACCCCGAGACAAUGUCUCCUGGUGCAAGAAACUCAAGGAUUUUCGCUCUAGAAAACAUGCUUGCUGCUACGUCUAGCACUUUGGUCUCUAUGGCCUCACAACUAUCCGAAGCUGAAGAGCGUGAACGUGUUUUUAGUGGAAGAGGGCGUUGGAAUCAUGUCCGCUCUCUUGCUGAUGCAAAAAAUAUUAUGAAUUAUCUAUUCAAUUUAGCAUCAACCUCAAGGUGCUCAUUGCGAGAUAAGGAAGUUAAUUGCAGAGAAAAGGACGCUGAAAUAAGAGAUCUAAAGGAAAAGGUGGUGAAACUAAGUAGUUUGGCUAGACAACUGGAGGUACAAAAAGCCGAUCUUGUUCAUCAACUGAAAGUGAUGCAGAAUGUAACCGCUAAGCAUUCCAUGAAAGGAAGCAUGGAUUAUUCUGGCAUCCCUGACUUCAAUGGCGGAAGACAUAAGUAUGAGUUGCGAAAGCCGGAAUAUCGAAGCUCUAUGAUCUUCACAGAGGACAUGGAUAUAUCUGAAUCUGAACAUUCAGAUAUAGAUGCACUUGAUGAUGACGAUGAUGACGACUGGGUGCAGUCGGACAAAAAGCAAAUAAGGAGACGAGCUUCUAAAUCUAGGACUUCGAGUUUGGGAGUUCAUCAACCAGAUACCAAUGGCUCAGAAAACAAUAAGGGAUGUACUGAUGAGGUUAUUGAGAAAAAUGAUGGGAUAUGCUGCACUUGCAGCCACAAGUCUUCAUGCAAAACAUCGAAAUGCCAAUGUAGAGCAAAUGGAAGUUCUUGUGGACAGUCAUGCGGUUGUACAUCAAUCAAAUGUUCCAAUAGAGAAGCAGAAGCAAACAGUGCAAAUGAUGCUGGAACUAACGAAGCGAACAACCUCGUUGCUCAAGGCGCUAUGCUGCUCCAGAAUGCAUUCGGGAGUGAGAAAACAGCUGAAACAAAUGAUGACUUCACUACAAAGCGGAAAGCACUUUCUGAUAUUGGAAACACAAUGCCUAAACCCGAUGUACCGAAGCCUAAUCGGAGGAAAAAAUGGGGGAAAUCAAUGAUUCAGCUGGUUCCUGUUGCUCCACCAGCUUCGGAGCCAGAGAAUGUUGCAGCAGCUGAUAAUCCAGAAAAAAUUGAACCUCCCAAAGAACCAGACAAUUCGUGUCCAAGUGAAUCAGAUACCAUUCCAUUGAAGUUACCAAGAGCAAUGCGAUCAAAUGGCAGCAAAUUACUGAGAGAAAGAAAUGCUGAGGAUGAAUCCACCAACACCACCAAGGAACCACCUGCCCUUGUUCCUACCAGUCCUGUUAGACCAACAAGAACCUCGGAAGAGAAAGAGAACUGCCGCCGUUAAAAAAGUAUUCACCACUACACUGUCAUUAACUGGCUUUGUGAAUUUGCGAUGCAUAUCAUUUCCAUGAAAAUGCAUUUAUUUUGUUUCUUGUUGGAAUUUUUUAUUAUUUUGGGGUUCAAUUCUUAUGGUCCGUGUACAAGAAAGGAUCCAACGUGUAAAGUUGGAAUCCUUGAAAUGUGUUGAUUAAUUUGACGUUGUUCACAGUUAAAAAAGACAGAUGAAAUUGCUGAGGAGUUAAAAUCUUGAUUGCGAAAUAA